CGGUGAACGCAAGUGUCAAUAUAUUUUUGAGGAUCUGUUAGGCAAGAAAUUUCCAUCACGCAAGCUGAAUUUUUUGGAUGGAAUGCAACUUGAUGGGUAUAACGAAGAACUACAACUAGCAUUCGAAUUCCAUGGUCGGCAACACUAUAGUCUUAAUUCAAUGUUUCAUAGAAGAGGCCAGAUAGAUUUGGAGCAACAAAAAAUCAGAGAUCAAAAAAAGCGAAAUAUAUGCAAGGAACGAGGUAUAUGUCUUAUCGAAGUGCCAUAUACAUGUGACCUUUUCUCUUACAUUAAGCAUACGCUAAUUGAGAAAGGGUUCUUGAAUAAUUCUCCAAGUUAA
Molecule: messenger RNA, 340 nt
Organism: Funneliformis geosporum
Lineage: Eukaryota; Fungi; Glomeromycota; Glomeromycetes; Glomerales; Glomeraceae
Source: the annotation of a GenBank genome assembly